CCAUUUGCAAGGUGAACUCCAAUAUGGCGCAAAUGUCAGCGCGCCACUCGCGCGAUCCCUAGCCGCCGAGCGCGACGUCCCAGCGAGUCGAAAAUGGAAUCAGUACCCGCCGCGACGUGCGCCGUCUGCGGCCUCUCCGAUAACCUACUGCGCUGCGCCCGCUGCCACUCGUCCUACUACUGUUCGCGCCAGCACCAGAAGCAGGACUGGAAACAACACAAGACAACGUGCACCACCGAUCUCCAGCACCAGCAGGACCCGCAGGAGCUGCAACCACCGCAGAGCAGCUCCGAAGAAGUCAUUCACGGCGCCAGGAACGAGGUAUUCACUUCCGGCGCCGAACUUCGCACGCCGACGGAGCGCGCUCUGAAAUCCGCACGGCGCGCCACCCCCAUCAGCGGCGAGAACAUCGUGCGGCCGCGCGCCGCCGGCUUCAAGGACUUUCCGGUGAGCGCCGGACCACCCUUCUCGCACAAGAACCGCGACCUGGCGCUCGACGAGAUGUGCCGCAACGUCAUUCGCGACAUGGACGCGUACGGCGUAUGCGUGGUCGACCACUUCCUUGGCGAGGAGCGCGGUAAGAAGGUGCUCUCCGAGGUACUCGACAUGUACACGAAGGGUAUCUUCAAGGACGGCCAAUUGGUGAGUAGCAAUGGCCGCCAGGAUCUGAAGACAAUUCGUGGCGAUCAGAUCACGUGGAUCGACGGUCGCGAACAGUAUUGUUCGCACGUUGGGCAGCUCAUCAGUCAGGUGGACGCUCUCAUCAUGCGGGCGAAUAAGAUGCAGGAUAAUGGUAAACUUGGCAACUACAAUAUUAAUGGCAGGACUAAGGCGAUGGUUGCGUGUUACCCUGGUUCUGGAUCGCACUAUGUGAAACACGUGGACAAUCCAAAUCGAGAUGGCCGCUGCAUAACAGCAAUCUACUAUUUGAAUCUUGAUUGGGACGUGAGAAGAAGCGGAGGUUUACUUCGGAUAUUCCCGGAAGGUUGGAGAGAUGAUAAGGUUGCUGACAUCGAACCAAUUUUUGAUAGAUUAUUGUUCUUCUGGUCGGAUCGCCGGAACCCGCACGAAGUGCAACCGGCCUUCUACACACGUUACGCAAUCACGCUGUGGUACUUCGAUGCCCAUGAAAGGGAACAAGCUUGUAGGCUAUACGAAAAAGAACGUAAUAAAACAGAACUGAUGAAAUGAUGGAUGCCUUUGGCCGCGUAACCAACCGAUUACUGAUUAAAAGUCUGACGAACUAAGCAGACAUGUGAUAAGUAAUGAAUAUUAACUGUGUUUUCCGUGCGGAUCAAUGUGUUGUUUUGUUUGGCCGGAAUUUAUCAUAUUGUACACGCGUAAGUUAUUGUCAACACUGACCCACACAUCGAUUAUAUUGUAAUUUUAAAACUAGUGCGUCAAAAAACUAAACACACAAAAAGCAAGCAAAAAAAUAACUUGAAUUACCUACUGUAAGUGCAAAUUGCAUAAUAAUCUAAUUAUUAGAGCGAUCGUGAGAGUAAGAAUAGUAUUAUGCUGCUGGACCAGUGAUGACUGUGAUGAACAUUAGUCACAAGGAAUGAUGCGCGGGUGAGUGAUGUAUUAGUAGCUACAAUUCAACUUAAUUUUAAUUUCAAUUAUCAAAGCAAUCUCAAAGAAGACUAUACUUUAUACAUAUAUGUAAAUUUCACGCAAACUGAUUAUCUAUUUUGUAUACACUGCAAUGCAAUGGUGUGUUCCUCAUCGCGAACACCCGGAAAACUUAAACUGAAACAUGAAAACAAACUAUUUGAUAGUAAAUUUUCGUGGAGAUUCAAGUCGAUCAAUGUAUAUAUUAGGAUAAACAUUUGAUUUACUCUAGAUAAGCGAAGAAAAGUACUAACUAGUGAAAAAAAUUGAUUGAAUUAUAAUUUAAAGUCUCUAUGUUACCUUUAUUUACAAAUAAAUUAACAAAAUUACAA
Dalotia coriaria is the source of this 1943-nucleotide messenger RNA. RefSeq names its product HIF prolyl hydroxylase (gene Hph). Lineage: Eukaryota; Metazoa; Arthropoda; Insecta; Coleoptera; Staphylinidae. Bases 94 to 1191 code for a protein of 365 amino acids. The record is from RefSeq and is a predicted model, not a curated record. Gene Ontology annotation, molecular function: L-ascorbic acid binding; peptidyl-proline dioxygenase activity; ferrous iron binding. Gene Ontology annotation, biological process: cellular response to hypoxia. The transcript is spliced from 4 exons.